Neospora caninum is the source of this 1503-nucleotide messenger RNA. RefSeq lists its product as hypothetical. Gene Ontology annotation, biological process: metabolite repair. The coding region runs from base 1 to 1503 and encodes 500 amino acids. Lineage: Eukaryota; Apicomplexa; Conoidasida; Eucoccidiorida; Sarcocystidae. The record is from RefSeq and is a predicted model, not a curated record. Gene Ontology annotation, molecular function: ATP-dependent NAD(P)H-hydrate dehydratase activity. The transcript has 7 exons.
AUGGCGGAAACCGCGCGUUCACACGACGGAAGAGACAAUCCAGCAGUCUGGGAUGAGACGUCGCGUGCUUGGGUGAAAGCUGCGAAAGACUUCUUUAUCCCUUCUCUCGACUUCAGUCACCACAAGGGCCAGAAUGGGCGCAUCUGCGUUGUGGGGGGCGCUCUGGAGUUCACCGGAGCCCCGUACUUCAGUGCCAUGGCUGCGCUGCACAUGGGGAUGGAUCUGGCGUAUAUUAUAACCACUCCCGAGGCGGCGGGGCCCAUCAAAACGUACAGUCCUGAACUCAUCGUCUACCCGAUUUUGCCGGGUGAAUCACAGCGUGGGCAGUCACUCGAAGACGCGCUGGCCCGCCUUGAAAGCAAAGCGAGUGCGAUUCUGAAGAAGUGUGACGUGAUCGUCAUGGGACCGGGUAUGGGGUCGCCUGCAGUGCCGCCAGCUCCGGAUGCCGGAUCAGACAAAGACAGGGACUUGCGCGAGACUCGAGGAAUGACCCCUGAAACCGGAUGCGCCGUACAACGGGCUGCACUCACUGUCUUGAACAUGGCUAUGGAGGAGAAUAAAUUUCUGGUCAUCGAUGCGGAUAUGAUUCGCGUCCUGUGUGCGCCCUCGCAUUCGCCGUCACUUCAACGGCUGAAGAACUACCGGCAGUGUAUCCUGACUCCGAACAAACGGGAGAUCGACCUCCUCCUACGAGCUUUCCACCAUCUCACGGAGUCCUCGCCCCCGCCGCAUGGUUCUUUCCUCUCUUCGUUUUUUGCGGCGGCGCAUCGUGAGCAGCAGAGAAGCCUUGGUGCGCAGACUGCGAGCGGCGUUUCCUCAGACAUCUCUGAACAAAGGAAAUCAGCAGCCGAGACGCAGGCGGCGCCCACAGCUUCUGAAGACUCGGCGAGUGCCCUGACGGCGCCUCCGUCGCUCCUCCCCCUGCCUCUGUUCCCUUCCUCCUUCAUGCCUUUUGCCCCGACUCUCGCUGGACUUCCGCUGGGACUGGAAGGGCCCAGUUUGCUUGUGAAGGGCGCAGCGGACGUCCUCGUUGUUUUUUCACGCGCGCCCAGUCGGCCGGGGUAUAGCUCGCCAGACAGCGGCGGCGCGGCUUUCGCGGCUUGCGGUCUCUCGCGGGCCUCGCGAGGAAGUCCGAAGCGCUCAGGCGGUCAGGGAGACGUUCUGGGAGGGGUGCUUGCAGCUUUCAUCGCUUGGUGGCGAAUCGCACUGGCGAACCGAAGAGGUUCACCUGGCGUGGUGUCUGUACACCCUGGCUCUGCUGAAGGCAACGUGAAGAAAAACCCAGAAGAGACGGACCACGAGGCGAGGCGAGACACCAGCCUGGGCCCCGUCAUCGGCGUGGAUGACGAAGAGGCAGCAGGCCUCCUUUGCGCGGCUUUCAACGCCUGUCUUUUGGUGCGACAAACAGCGGCGCGGGCCUUCCAGGAGCACGGCCGAAGCAUGCUGGCAGGUCACCUCCUCGCACGCAUCGGCCCAGUGUUCCGGACGCUCUACAACGAGUAA